AUGGGACGAAAGAACAAGAGAGCAAAGUCGCUGCCCGGAAACCUCAAUCAAAAUGAGGGAGGCUUUGAUAAGCGCCUCGCGACUGUUUUGCUUGCCAAGGGAUUUGUCUCGUCUCCCGAGGAAUCGAUAUGCCUAGCCGAGUCCAUGGUAGCAGAAAUUGAAGAAUCUGAUCUAUCGCGGAACGAGGCUUGCAUUGCAGCCUUCGAAGACUAUUUCAGCAUGUCUCGCCAGGGAGCUAUGACAACUCUGUCUAGCCUGUUGGAUUUAGUUUUACCGGUAGAAGAUAAGAAAGAUGGGAAUGACAACUCCUCUCAGGAAGGAGAAACCGCGGGGGAAGACGCACGCGAGGCAGAAAAUGACGACGAUGACGAUGGGGAGUACAUUGGAGAGGGCGAAUGUGAGCUUUGCGAAAGGUUCAUUCGCCUCACGCAUCAUCACCUCAUCCCGAGGUCGACCUGGCCACGCAUUUUGCCUCGGUUGACAAACGCCGCAGAGGCGCUCUCAAGGAAUGAUGUGAACCGAGCUGGUCUCAUCUUGGGUCCAGGAUUAUUGCAUCUUUUGGAACCUUUGACCAGAGCAGAUUCUGACAGAGGAGCGAUCAAAGAUUUGCUGAAGAGAACCUGCCGUAUUUGCGGGGCUUGCCAUGGUCAUAUCCACAGGACUCACGACAACAUGACUCUGGCAACCGACUUCAGUUCUACUGAAAACUUGCUGAGCUCUCCCAAAAUCUACGAUUUCUCCAAAUGGGCUAACAAGCAGAAAGCAGGAAGGUAUUCGUACUCGCACUCGAUGUAG
Messenger RNA from Seminavis robusta, 795 nucleotides. The record is from the annotation of a GenBank genome assembly. Lineage: Eukaryota; Bacillariophyta; Bacillariophyceae; Naviculales; Naviculaceae.